AUGGAUACUCUCGAAAAAGAGUCCAAUUCAAACCAACCAACCCUCAAUGAAGGGGACAGCAUCAGCAAUAUAACCCCGGACCUUGAAAAACAAUCAACAAAAGAAACUACUGAGACACCGGAAGCAACCAAAGAAUUAUUCCCAGAAACAGACCUCAGCCGCGGAAUAGUAGGCUGGGAUGGACAAGAUGACCCUCACAAUCCUCAAAACUUCCCCGUCAAAAGGAAAUGGGUCUUGCUCUCCUUGAUCAGUAUCAUGACUCUGAUCUCCCCGCUCGCCUCGAGCAUGUUCUCGCCCGCUAUCUCAUAUGUGGCAGCGGAGUUCCAAGUAACAGAACAGACAAUCUUGUCUUUCAGUGUUAGCAUAUAUAUUCUUGGAUAUGCAUUCGGUCCCCUUCUACUCGCUCCUCUGAGCGAAGUAUAUGGCCGCCGCAUUGUGCUCAGCGGUGCAAAUUGGUUCUUUGUGGUCUGGCAGAUCGGUUGCGCACUCUCCAACAACAUCGAGACUCUCAUCGUGUGCCGCCUCUUGGCCGGAAUCGGCGGUUCGGGAUGUUUAACACUUGGUGCCGGCGUAAUCGCAGAUCUGUUCCCGCGCGAGCAGCGCGGCAUGGCAACCUCCAUUUGGGCCAUGGGGCCACUCAUUGGACCUGUGGUUGGACCUAUCGCUGGUGGAUUCCUCGGACAGCAAGCUGGCUGGCGCUGGGUGUAUUGGGUACUGCUCAUUGUGGGUGCUGUGGCGUCGGCCGGAGUUGAGGUUAUGAACCAGGAGACGUAUGCCUAUGUCCUUAUUCGGUGGAAGACCCAGAAACUCGCCAAGGAGACAGGCAGGACAGAUUUGCGCAGUGCUUAUGACACAAAUAAGGAGCCUGCUGGUUUGAAAGAGAACAUGGUGACGAGUUUCAAGAGGCCGGUUGCGCUGUUAAUCAAGUCACCGAUUGUGUUCCUUCUGUGUGUUUAUAUGUCUUUCAUUUACGGCCUCCUCUACCUCUUCUUCACCACCAUCCCCGGCGUCUUCACUAAGCAAUAUGGAUUCUCCGUUGGUCUCUCAGGACUUGCAUAUCUCGGUAUUGGCUUCGGUUUCUUUGGCGGUCUCGCAAUGAUCGCCUUCACAAAUGAUCGGUUGGUUAUGGCAGCGACAAAAAAGAACGGCGGCAAGUUCGAACCCGAGAUGCGUCUCCCAACAAUGACACUCUUCGCCUGCAUCCUGCCCAUCAGCUUCUUCUGGUAUGGCUGGACUGCCGAAAAGCACGUGUUUUGGAUCGUGCCUAUCAUUGGCAUGUUCCCCUUCGGAGUCGGCAUGAUGGGCGUGUAUAUGCCCAUCCAGACAUAUAUCAUCGAUUGCUAUCCCAAAUAUGCGGCCUCCGCCAAUGCCACUUUGACAGCGACUCGCUCCCUGGUUGGAGCUCUGCUUCCGCUUGCUGGGCCUAAGAUGUUCGCGGCUCUGGGUCUCGGGUGGGGCAACUCGUUGCUUGGAUUCUUGGCUUUGGUAUUCAUCCCGAUUCCGAUUAUCUUCAUCAAGUACGGCAAGGUGAUUCGGGAGAGGUGGCCUGUCAACCUUGAUUGA
Penicillium vulpinum is the source of this 1563-nucleotide messenger RNA. RefSeq names its product MFS transporter. NCBI's taxonomy places the organism in Eukaryota, Fungi, Ascomycota, Eurotiomycetes, Eurotiales, Aspergillaceae. Gene Ontology annotation, molecular function: transmembrane transporter activity. Bases 1 to 1563 code for a protein of 520 amino acids. The transcript is spliced from 3 exons. The record is from RefSeq and is a predicted model, not a curated record. Gene Ontology annotation, biological process: transmembrane transport. Gene Ontology annotation, cellular component: membrane.